CAAGCAACCCUAGUGUUGCUACUUGCUUGAUAACAGCUGGUGCCUGGUACAACCUUUAUUUUGUAGUUAUUUACAAUAUGAAAUAAAUGUUGAAAAACGCUUAUAAUUAUCUAAUAUUAAAAAGAUUAUGAAUAUUUUUCUAACUAAAACCUUACCACUUCAAGAUCGAAGGUCAAAAUUAACUAAAUACCUUUUGCAAUGCCAUUUUAUCGGUGAACGAGUUUCAGGCUUCCCAUUGUUAUUGAAUGACGUGUAAUGUUUCCAACGGCGGGCGAUGAAGAUAUAACGCAGGUCACGUCAUUAACAGAAAACCCAACUACAAGUAGCAAUGAUCACAAUUCUACUGAAAAUACGCAAAUUUCAUCUCAUCACAAUAACAGGGAGUUAACUCUUAACAUGUUGAUUAAAGAAAUAGUGUUUUGUAUCGCAUUGGCUUUGACUGCUUACGGAGCGCUCCAUAACACAUCAACAAAAAUAUCAAAACAUCCUCAAGCAGUAAGAUUUUUUAGCCCAGAGUCUGUAGUGGUUGACUGGUACCGGGGACAACUGAGCCGUGCUCUGUCAAUCAUCAACAAUGCAGAUGUAUCAUUUGUCAUGUAUUAUGCUCCUUGGGAUGCAGAAUCACAGUAUGUUCGCAGGGAAUUUGAGAAAGCCGCUAUGAUUUUGAGUCACCGUGUGCAUUUUGCCGCAAUAAACUGUUGGAAUCCAGGAAGUGAGUGUAGGAUACAGCAUAACAAGAUACCGUCUUGGCCUAUCCUAAUGGCUUAUACAGUUAAUUCCAGGGGAGUGCUUUAUAAAGGAAUCAGAGAUGCUCACAGCAUGGUCAAGUUUCUGGAGUUGAUAAUGCGACCUAUCAAAAGAAUAUCUUUAACAGAAGACCUUGUCAAUAUGUUGUCUAUCUGUGAUGCGGUAGCAGUAGCAUUUACACCAUUAUCAGAAACUUCAAAAUACUAUAACAUUUGGUAUAAUGUCGCGUUGAAAUCGCGAGAAUUUGAUCCUGUGGGCGAGAUAUGUUACGGAGCAGUGACUUCCGAGGAACUUGCAGUGGAUCUCGGAGUGGAUGUCGUGCCUAACGUGCGGCUCAUGUUGUGGAAUGACACAAAGGUAAGUAAGGAACUCAUAAAUGAAGGAAGUCGCAUUCAACAGUGGAAUGAAUCAACACUAAUGUAUUGGGUAUUAGAGAACUUUGCUCAACCAGUGGCGAGAAUCAUUCCCAUGUGGAAGAAAGCUUUUAGUUUCGAAAGAUAUGUAGACGGGAACCCGAUUUUGAUUCUGUUUACACCUCUUAAUCCGAUGUACGAACAAUUACCCUCUUAUGCUCUGUUACGCGAAGUGGCUAUGGAAUAUUCCAAUUGCAAGAACAACGCAACCAACCAAUGGACAUCUGAGCUAAUAAAACUACAGCAAAUACAAAGACUACUAUAUCAACAAAAGAACGUCACUAGUUUCUGUGACGGUUACAAGUUCAACACGCCCAGAAAAAAACACAACCAUUUAUUUAAAAAAGAAAUCGAGUCCCGAAACAAUAAGUAUCCAUGGAGUAACUCAACUCAUAAAACACAGAAGAAUGGUAUAUUCAAUUUCCUAUUAAAACGCGACCUGGACAUUUCCAAAGCUAUUGAUAAUCCUGAGGAUUCUCAAUUACUGUCAUCGUUGAAUCUGCUACAAGAAUGCAGUAUGACAGUGAGUGAUCCGAGCUAUACAGAUUUUGAACAAUGCCAGUCUUACGAGAAAUAUUUGAAUGAAGAACAGGAGAAAAACAUGAAUCGGGAAAUAGACACAUCGAUGUUGCCAUUCGAAGACGAUCCGUACUCAGCCGAAAGCCUUAUACAAGACAACAUAAAACAUUUCUGCAAACUGAUGAGAUUCGCUCACGAGUGGGGUCCUACUGCAUUCCCGACGAGGGUACCAGACGAGAGGCGCAACGUCACCAAUGUCCAAGGGCUGGCGUGUGCGACCAACUCCACUCUGUACAUGCUGGCUGUCGAUAGUGUGAAGAACCAUCACUUUGCCGAAGCGCUUGGCAUCGAUAUAACCAGUAAAAAGGACAUGACGGGCGUCGUUAUAUUAGAUAGUAAGCAAGAAAGUCAAUAUGUUCUCUCAGGGGACUACAACGCGAAAUCUAUUCGCGACUUCGUGUACAACUUCACGGCGAAGCGUCUGAAGCGUUCGCUGCGCACGCGCAUCGACGACGCCGCGCACACGCACUACUUCGGCUCAGACGGACUGCAAGAACUUCACGCUAGUAACGACACCGUGAACAUCGUGGAUCUGACCACUAAAACGUUCCGGAGACUUGUUAAAACUCCUGGCGCGGUGUCGAUCGUGGUGGUGUGCGGCGGCGCGUGCGGCUGGGCGGCGGCGCGCGCGGCGGCGGCGGCGGCGGGCGCGCUGCGCGCCGGCGGGGUGCGCGCCGCGCCCGCGCGCCUCGACGCGCUGCGCCACGACCUGCCCUGGCACUACCACGCCGCGAGGUACCCCACCGUCUUCGUCUUCCCCGCAGACAGAAGCCGCGAGGCGGAGAGCAGGUCGUACCCGGCGGAGCUGCGCGUGUCGUCGGGCGGCAUCGUGGCGCUGGCGCUGCGUGCGGUGCGCGCGCCACAGCGCAUGCGCGUGCGGCUCGCGCUCUGCGCACACGCGCCGACCAUUGCCGAGAAGCACACCUGCUUGAAGGAUAUCAGAGAACACAUGACGACAGUAAUCGGCAGAAACCUAAAAUACUGGCGUGGAACGGAGGACAGGGAACUGAAAGACGCAUUGCUAAGAAGACUGCAACAUUUGCAUCAAGUAUCGUUUAAGUUAGGACUAAUCCAUAUAACAGAUCUCAGCAGUAAUAGUGGUAAGCAGAGUUCGUUAAUAAACUCGAUUAUCGCCCUUUCCAAACAUUGGCAUAUAGACGUAUCGAUUUUAAGAAGAAAUAAUACUGCCACCAGAGAUAACAGUUGAUAUUAACUAUUGUUAAACACCUUGUACAUAGUUAGUUGCUCAUUUUGUAGAUUUGAAAGCAUCUAAUUUAUUUUUGAACUAUAAAAUAUUAUUAAAAUGUUGACUACAAAUAUA
This is a messenger RNA of Manduca sexta (tobacco hornworm), 3060 nucleotides long. Its product is annotated as thioredoxin domain-containing protein 11. The transcript has 12 exons. The coding region runs from base 256 to 2946 and encodes 896 amino acids. Lineage: Eukaryota; Metazoa; Arthropoda; Insecta; Lepidoptera; Sphingidae. The record is from RefSeq and is a predicted model, not a curated record.